AUGCAGAGUCCUCCCUCCGUUUCGUCCAACGAGGAUGUCUACAAGAAUGAAAAGAGCGAGCUUAACGUCGUCCACGCCCGUGAUGUCGACAUGACCCAGGUCCCCGGCUACGACGCCACUGCCCCUUCCAAGAUGACCCGCAGGGCACAGAUGCUUGCCCUCACCAUCUGCAUUGGUGGUUUCCUCUUCGGCUACGACAUCGGUGUCAUCUCUGGAUGCUUUAUCAUGAAGCCAUUCGUUCUUGCCUUUGGCAGUCCCGAGGACUGUGGCCCCAACGGAUGCGCCCUUCCAGACGGGCGAACCUCGCUCAUCAACUCGUCUCUCUCCAUCGGCACCUUCGUCGGUGCUCUGCUUCAGGCUCCUGUCUCGGACUUCUUUGGUCGUAAGCCCUCCAUGAUCACCUGGGCAACCAUGUUCACCGUCGGAGCUAUCAUUCAGACUGCCACCAUCAACUCCUGGCACCAGUUCUGCGUCGGCCGUGCCUUUGCUGGUCUUGGUGUCGGUGCUCUUUCUGGUCUCUGCCCUCUUUACCUUGGUGAAACUGCGCCCAAGCACAUUCGUGGCGCUAUGGUUACUGGCUACCAGCUUCUCAUCAUCUUCGGUAUCUUCAUCUCAUACGGUAUCUCUUGGGCGACCCAGAACUUCAACGAGUCGGACGCGUCUUGGAAGAUCCCUGUCGGUCUUCAGCUCCUCUGGGGUGUUGUGAUGCUUGCGCUCAUGUUCACCCUUCCUGAGUCGCCUCGAUGGCUCCUCAAGAACAACGAGGUUGGCCGUGCUCGCGCCAUCAUGGCCGACAUGCGCGACAUCACUCUCCAGGACCUCAACGGUGAGGCCCGUGGUGACAAGUGGAUGGAGGCUGAGCUCCUCGAGAUGAAGCAGGGUAUCGAUGAGGAGAACCGCCUGUUCGCCGGCCGCAGCUACAUCGGCUCCUACCUCGUCUGCUUCUCAUCAAAGAACCAGAUGUGGAAGCGUACUUUCAACGGUAUGAUGCUUCAGACCCUUCAGCAACUCAACGGUCAGAACUUCUACUAUUACUACCUUCCCCUUCUUAGUUCCACCCUUGCACUUCCUCUCAACCCCUUCCAGAUUCAGUUCAUCCUUGGUUCCGCCUCGCUCAUCGCUACCGUCCCAGCCCUGAUCGCCAUCGAAAAGCUUGGUCGUAGACCCUUGCUCCUCAUCGGUGCUGCCGCUGAAGCUGCUUGCGCCUUCAUCGUCGCCUUUGUCGGACACUACAAGACCGCGCCCAAAGGUACACCUGCCGACCAGAUCACCGACUCUCAGAGUCAGGCUGGCGCCGUCUUCAUCACCUUUGCCAUCAUCCACCUCCUCUUUUACAGCUGCUGUUGGGGUCCAGGUCCGUGGUUAUACCUCUCUGAAUCCUUCAACUCACCCACUCGUGCCAAGGCUAUCUCGCUCGGAUCGGCAAGUAACUGGAUCUGGAACUUUUUGCUCUCGUACUUUUCGAACCAGAUCGCUUCGCAGUUGGGUCCCUUCAUCAUGCUCAUCUUCGGUGGUGUUCUCUGCUUCGCCUUUGUCUAUGUCUACUUGAUGAUCCCAGAGACCAAAGGUCUUUCUCUUGAGGAUGUCGAGCUCCUCUACUCUAAACACAUCGCUCCUUGGAACUCGGCCAAGUGGGUUAAGGAACGCGGCCUCGACAAGCGUAUCGAGGAACGUGUCGUCAAGGCUUAA
Ustilago hordei is the source of this 1689-nucleotide messenger RNA. RefSeq names its product putative monosaccharide transporter. Bases 1 to 1689 code for a protein of 562 amino acids. The record is from RefSeq and is a predicted model, not a curated record. Gene Ontology annotation, biological process: transmembrane transport; carbohydrate transport. Gene Ontology annotation, molecular function: carbohydrate:proton symporter activity. NCBI's taxonomy places the organism in Eukaryota, Fungi, Basidiomycota, Ustilaginomycetes, Ustilaginales, Ustilaginaceae. The transcript has a single exon. Gene Ontology annotation, cellular component: plasma membrane.